Puntigrus tetrazona (Sumatra barb) is the source of this 3649-nucleotide messenger RNA. It is a transcript of the gene atf7b, whose product is annotated as activating transcription factor 7b. NCBI's taxonomy places the organism in Eukaryota, Metazoa, Chordata, Actinopteri, Cypriniformes, Cyprinidae. Gene Ontology annotation, molecular function: cAMP response element binding; DNA-binding transcription factor activity, RNA polymerase II-specific. The transcript has 12 exons. The coding region runs from base 252 to 1631 and encodes 459 amino acids. The record is from RefSeq and is a predicted model, not a curated record. Gene Ontology annotation, biological process: regulation of transcription by RNA polymerase II.
CCUGUGAGGGAGACAUACAAAAUGUGCAGUGGUUGGGUCCACGGGACAGGUUUGAGAGCGGAAUUUUCACAACGGCCCCAAAUCUGUUACGUAACGACUUAAAUCUGGUUUUGAGUGUUACCUCAGCAUAUCGCGAGAUUUACAUAUUGCGAGCAAGCUGGAUGAAGGAGUUCCAAAGGUGGGAACGCGGAGAGAGGGAACGAGCGAGAGAGGGAGGAGCAGGAAGUGACACAGGAAGUAGUUGAUCUAAAAUGGGAGACGAUCGACCUUUUGUCUGCACUGCCCCAGGCUGUGGACAGAGGUUCACCAAUGAGGACCAUUUGGCAGUGCACAAACAUAAGCAUGAGAUGACGCUGAAGUUCGGACAAGCUAGAACAGACACAGUUAUUAUAGCAGAUCAGACACCCACUCCAACACGGUUUCUUAAGAAUUGUGAGGAGGUGGGUUUGUUUAGUGAGCUGGCUGGCUCCUUUGAGCAAGAUCUUCGCAAAACACAGGAGGAGGAGGAGAGGAGAAUUAAGGGCACGCUUCCAGCUCUACAGACACCCACAGAGGUUAAAGAGAGGGAGGGGCCUCUUGAGAUUGACUCCUCCCCUCCAGACAGCCCAGACUCUGCCUCCAGCAUGACAAACAGCAAAGAUACAGUUGCAAUGGCAAAAGAGCCUAUUUCUAUGAGGAAAGCCAAGGAUGUUCCUCCACGAACUGCAGCAAGUUCCACCCCUACACCAACCAUAGUGCGCCCAGGCUCACUCCCCCUUCACCAAGGAUUCGACGCCAUGAACCCAACUCAGCCCUCUCCCACCUCUGUCAUUACCAGGACCCCUCCGUCAAACAGACUCAGUUCACCGUCUGGUUCUUUUCCCAUGCUGAUGCAGCUUCCAAAUGGUCAAACUGUUCCUCUGCUGCCCAGUCCAGGGCAGACUUCAGUCAUAUCGCUUGCCAGAUCAUCAAACCCAGUGCCCAAUAUCCCAGGGAUUCCAGGCCCUCCUAUUGGUGGGAGCAGCAGUGGCUCCUCCUCUCCGUCUGGAUACAGUACACACUCGGAUGCCAAGACGAGGCUAAAAGCAGCACUAUCUCAGCAGAGUCCUAGUGGACCAGCACCAAUACAAAAAACAGAUCAGACUGAGACACCAUCACCUGCUCAACCACAGGUGUCCCCUGCUCCACCAAAAGGAGGCCGUAGGCGACGAGGAGCAGAUAUUGAGCCGGACGAGCGCAGGCGUCGUUUUCUUGAACGGAACAGAGCUGCUGCUUCCCGUUGCCGGCAAAAACGGAAAGUGUGGGUCAAUGCCCUGGAGAAGCGCGCUGAGGAGUUAGCUACUGCUAAUGUUACACUCACUAGUGAAGUUUCUCUGCUGAGGACUGAGGUGACGCGUCUGAAGGAGUUGCUGUUGGCCCAUAAAGACUGCCCUGUUACUGCAAUGCAGAAAAAAGCAUAUCUCGCUGCAGGAGUGGAUGAGAGUUCAGCGUCGGCGUUGGUGAUGCCCGUGUCAGUACCGGCUCCGGUGUCGGUUAACGGUCUGAGCGUGCGUGCGGCAGAGGCUGUUGCUGUUUUAGCGGGAAUGGGUUCGGGUCAGUGGAGUAACGCAGCUGGAGAUGUUUCCUCCCAAUCGCAACCCACAUCCAGAUGAUGAGCAUGUCGUUCAGCCGAUGGGAACUAAAUAUACUCUCAAAGGAGCGAAUCUACCUUUUUCCCCUCGAACUGUCAGUUCUGGUGUUUUUGUAAAUGCUCUCAUGUGACAAAUGGGAACCGAUGUUACCGCGCUCUGACCACACCCUGCUCACCCGUAGCCUAUCACAGACUCUCCCCGAGGCCAAGUAGUGACAUCAUAAGGACGCCCCUGUCAGACUGCACAGGCUAGGAAGCACCGCUGUGGAAAUGAAGUCUCUUCUGUCAUCUCUAUAAAAUACACCUUUACAUAUACUUGUAUAGAUCUUCUCACUAAUGCAUUGAGUUGAUAUUUGUCUCGUUUGCAGGUAUUUUUUAAUUAUUUUGCGUUUUAUUCAAUGGUUUUCUAAUAUAACGAUUCGUUGCAUGAUUCUGGCCACAUUAGAAAGACGAUUACUACACUAUGCAGAUAAGUUUAACACCUACUUUCGCACUUGGUGACGCUAUCUCAUACAUGCGCUUUUCCCAUCUCUCCCAGUUUCUCUUUCUCGCUUUUCCUCGCUGUCUUAAUUUUACUGUCGUAUCUAAAGUAAUUUCUCUCAGGUCCGUGCUUCUGUUGCUAUUUUGGUGAAGAUCGUGUCUCUCUCACAUUAGCAUAACCUGGCACCGCAGAAUGGACUCUCAAUCGCUUAAGAAUGGAGAGAAAAUAUAUUUUUAUAUUUAAAUAUCGUUAUUGCUUUGUCUGCAUAAUGGAUAUAACGGGUAGCGUAACCACGUGGACAUGUUUUAGAUCAGUAUGAUUAUGAUAUGCUCUGCUGAAUUAUAGGUAUCUUUAACCAAAAUACAUAAAUCCUUUUUCAUUAGAGGUUAGACCCCAAAGUUGAAGUGCAUCUGGUCUCAUAACAGGGAACUCACGCACAAAAACUCACACGUAAUGACUUGUGCUUGCGUUUUGUGAAUGUACAGUAGUUAACUAACCCGGCUAUGAAUGUGAAGUCUUGUUUCAAAUUGGUUGAAAUGCUUUUGAAUACGUGAUAGGAUGGUGUUAUAGAAAUAAAACAUUGUUAUUUCUUUGUUGUGGCCUGAAAGACUCACAUUUGGCCACCCUGAAUGAAUUUCGUCUGGCGCGCAUAACUAAUACAUAACUUAUUGAGUUGUAUUCCAUUACACAGUUCAUGCCUGAACGCUUUUUUAAAUUAGGAUAAUCUGUGUUAGUUUAAGCUUGGCUUUUAUAUCAAGUAGAAGCUAAUUUCUGCUACAUAAGGAAAAAAAAACGUGCAGUGAUAAAUCAAUGCCACUGACCUGGAAGUUAAAAAUGUGAGAUACAGUCAUAAUUAUGGAAUACAAAGUCAAAAUUGCAUAAAAAGUCAAUUUUUUUUGUUACAGUUUAAUGUCCUUGAUACUUUUUUUAUUCUUAUAAUUAUGAUUUACCAAAGCAUAACUUUUCUUAUGUAGAGGAAAUUGUCUUCAUUAGAUUGUGGACAGUGGCAUCUUUUUUCUACUCAUUGAUUAGAUGAUGUGUAGUUUAUAUCGUAUUUUUUUUUUUGUCGUUUGUUUUUUUUAUUUUGUUAAUGAUCCAAUCUGCCAUAUCAGUUUCUGUCACUGACCUUCCUUGCAUCUGGAUUUAUCUUAUUUGGAUGUAGAACGUACUGCUUUCCACGGUGUGUAUAACUCACUGAUCCCAAAAUUGUGUAAUGUGUAAGUGAAGCCCUUAAACUAGAGCUGUAAAUAUGAAAUGAGUGUCGGCGUACAAACAUUGCUUACUGUAUGAUAUUGACUAACUGAAACGGUCCUUAAGAUAUGUUAUAAUUAAACAUCGUUGGAACUCUAGCCUCUUGUAAAUUCAAUGAGAUGCAUUGAGCUGGUUUUCUGCAAUAUUUCUCAUCUUGUUGUGAAGGUGUUGUUUUCCUCUGUGUAUAUAGAGUCGGUACGGUGGGAUUUGUGUGCGUGACUGCUCUGUGUGGAAUAGCUUGAAUGAGCUGCAUAUGCAUUGUGCUGUUUAUCAGCGUGACUGAUAUAUUAUAAACCAUAUAAACCUUG